CGGCGCCACCUUGGAAAUCUACGUUGGGAGCCACAGGAUUUGCAUAUGCUGCGAGCACGCGAGUUGUCCCAGCCCACGAAUUUUGACAACACCAACAGAUGCCCUUGAGGCGUAGCCAGCUUGUUUCAGCAGCGCUUGACAAGUCGGAGUUCGCUAAAAAGACGGUGAUUCAGAUCGUCGAUAAAAACUUGAUUCCUUUACGUGUGGCUUGCUAAAGGAGCUUUGGACGACUCUCGGCAAAGUUUGCGCCAAUUUACACGGAAUUUGCGAGACCAGGUUGAUAUGUCGUUGAUUCUUGUGGACUGACACAAAUGGCAUGCUGGAUGUUCGCCCCCUGCAUGCAGCUUGAAAGCGAUAUGAUUGUAUGUAUGACUCGCGACAGUCCUCGAAGGAUUCACGCAUUGGCGCACUACAAACGUGUUGCGUUCAACACAACGCAUCGAAAAUGUUGUGGAACAAGGCAGUCCCGAGAACCAAUUGUCCAGCCGGCAGAUUACCAGAACCGUAUUCUCUGCGUUGUGGUGAUAACCCUCAACUUUAGAGAGCUUUCGCAACUGCCAGAAUCAUCCGCCAAGCAUAAAAACACUCGAACGUCAAAACCUCACUCUUUAGCAUCAACGAACUUUCACCUACCUCGAUCGUUAGCGUCAAUGGCACAUUCAUCGACGGUUCCGUAAUUGGCAAGACAACUUUGCGAUACUCUCCAAUCUUUCCUGGCGCAGGCAUUAGAAACUAAGAGCAUGUAAAACGCUAUUAUUGAUUUUAUUUUUACGAAUCCACCACGCCACGCAGAGCAAUAAUUCUACACAUUCCUGUUUUCUUCACAUCG
Molecule: messenger RNA, 829 nt
Organism: Phytophthora nicotianae INRA-310
Lineage: Eukaryota; Oomycota; Peronosporomycetes; Peronosporales; Peronosporaceae
Exons: 1
Coding region: 312-677 (121 amino acids)
Source: RefSeq, a predicted model, not a curated record